UCAGAGUGUGCAGUUCGUUAACCGAGUCUGAGGCUGAGCUAGCUUCGCUGUUUUGCUACAGAUCUCAGGCGGAGGCCGCGGAUCUGAAUGCGAUAUGUUUGGUUUUCUGUGAUUUUACUGAGCUGGACUACAUAAGCUCGCUCUCAGAGAGGAGAACACAGGCCUGUUUCUGCCCGGUUCAGUUCAGUGGCCCUUUAUUUAUCUGAACAUGAGCUCCCGACGACCGGACAGCUUUGACGGCUUGGGUUAUAGGGGGAGGGAGGACCCGCCGUACGUGGGGGGAUACUCGGGAAGGUCAUUUAAUAACUCCUCAAGCAUUGAUCUCCAGCACUGGGUCACCACUCCUCCAGAUAUACCUGGCAGCAGAAAUCUGCAUUUCGGCGAUAGCACGCCGCAGUUUGACACGGCCCCAGCCCCGCCUGCAGCCGGGGACGACGGCCAGCCCGCGGCUCCACCGCCCGAUCAGUUAAACAGAUUUGCUGGCUUUGGGAUAGGCCUUGCAAGCCUUUUUACAGAAAAUGUUCUAGCCCACCCGUGUAUUGUGUUUAGGAGACAAUGCCAGGUGAAUUAUCAUGCCAGAUGCUACCACUUGUCACCUAUGACAGCUCUCAGCGUGAUGUACAAUGUCACCAAAACCCAGGGUCCGAAGGCCCUUUGGAAAGGAAUGGGAAGCACUUUUGUGGUCCAGGGAGUGACUCUUGGAACAGAGGGCAUCAUUAGUGAAUGCACACCAUUGCCAAGGGAAUUGUCGCAUAAAUGGAAUCCAAAGCAAAUUGCGGGGCAUCUUUUACUAAAAGGUUUAACGUAUGUGGUUGCAAUGCCGUUUUACUCAGCGAGCCUCAUUGAAACUGUCCAGAGCGAGAUCAUUCGGGACAACCCUGGCAUCCUGGACUGUGUGAAGGAGGGCGUGGGGCGCGUGAUGGGCUUGGGCAUUCCCCACAGCAAGCGCCUCCUGCCUCUGUGGGGGCUGGUGUUCCCUACCGUUCUCCACGGCGUGCUGCACUACAUCGUGAGCUCCAGCGUGCAGAAGCUGGUGCUGUAUCUGCUGCAGCGCCGCAGCAGGAGCGAGUCCUCUCCCAAGCGCUUGGGUCCCGACUCCGGUUCAGAGACUGUCCAGAACAUGCUGGACGCCUACUUCCCUGAGCUGAUUGCUAGCUUCGCCGCUAGCCUGUGCGCCGACGUGCUGCUGUUUCCUCUUGAGACGGUGUUGCACAGGUUGCACGUGCAAGGAACUCGCACCAUCAUCGAUAACACUGACCUGGGCUUUGAGGUGCUGCCAAUUAACACUCAGUAUGAAGGAAUGAGGGACUGCAUAAACGCCAUACGGCGAGAGGAGGGCACGAUGGGCUUCUACAAAGGCUUCGGCACCAUCGUGAUCCAGUACUCGCUACACGCCGCAGUGCUGCAGAUCACAAAGAUGAUCUACUCUACUUUGUUGCAGAAUGCCUAAAGAUGGAGGCCUGAUGUUUGAUUGACAGGUCCUUUCUUCUUAUGUCUUUUUGUUGUGCUUGGGCCAGCCUCAUUCCAGGGAAAUUGACUACACACACUGUCCUUUAUCACUGUUUCUCAAAGCACUUAAGGUCUUGACUUGCAUGCUACGUUAAAACAUAAUCAGCAGUCAUGAAAGCCUAAAAAUUACCUGUACAAUGAGUGCACAUUUGGAAUACCCUGGUGGUUACACUUUAAUUGCCUGCUAGCCCCAUAAUACCAGUGUUUUAUAUUGUUGCUGUCAGACAAAAAAACUUAAUCAAAGGUUUUUCCCCUUGUUUUUCACUUUUGUACAGCUGUCCUGUAUAUUGUGUCCAACUUUCAUGAGCAACGGGCGUCCACUAGUCAUUCCACUGUCUGUACAAUAAUUUGUAAAAUAACUAGGGAUGCACCAAAAUGAAAAUUUUAAAACCAAAAGCGAACAAAAUGCAGAAUUUGGUGAAAAUCUGAUUAUUUCAUUAAUAUGGCCAUUUUUUACAUUAUCAUUUAACACAUUAUUUUAUUUAUUCAACCAAACACUGAAAUACUUUGUUUUGCCAUUUGUGGCUCAAUAAUUGUAGUUGCCAUAUACGGUUAUGAAAAAAAAUAAGAGACCACUGAAUUAGAUUCUCAGAUUUUGCGUUCUAUAGGUAUAUGUUUAAUGAGUAAAAUGAACCUUGCUGUUUAUUCUAUCAACUACAGACAACAUUUCUCCCAAAUUCCAAAUAAAAAUAUUGUCAUUUAGAGCAUUUAUUUGCAAAAAAUGAGAAAUGGCUGAAAUAACAAAAAAGAAGCAGAGCUGUCAGACCAUAAAUAAUGCAAAGACAAAAAAUUCAUAUUCAUAACGUUUUAAGGAAUAACCCUGUUUUUAAUAACAGUUUUCAUGCAUCUUGGCAUGUUCUCCUCCACCAAAAAUUCAAGCAGUUCAGUUUGGUUUGAUGGUUUGUGAUCAUCCAUCUUCCUAUUGAUUAUAUUCCAGAUGUUUUCAAUUUGGUAAAGUAAAAGAAACUCAUCAUUUUUAAGUGGUCUCUUAAUUUUUUCCAGAGCUGUAUUUAUUACAUCCUUAGAAACAACUGCCAAAAACAUCUACCGACAACUGUCACUUUUACCAUAGACAAUACGUCUCAUAAUAUUCUGACUGAAAAAUGCAAAAGUUGCAGAAGAUUCUUAAAACCCACUAUUUAAAAACUCUUCUAUACUUUUUACAGUGGUGUAUGUUCUCGGUUUGCUUCACGUGUAUGAGGGUUGUCAUGUUGUCCAUUUAUACACAUUAGAUGUAAAGCUGUUCUUUACAUUGUGUCCAAAUUCAUGGUCAGUGGACGAGUGGAAAAGCUCCAAACUUGUUUUAGUAGUAUUUUUUCCUUCUCUCGAAAAGUUGCCAUACAAGUUGGACAUAAGUUUUUUUUGUGUGUGUGUGUGUGUGUGUGACAGCGACAAUUUGCUGUAUCACAUGCCGUCUGUUCUUUUUGCUGAUUCAUGCUCGGCCCUUACUUUACACUGGAGUCCCAAACUGUAGGAUUAUCACAUCACUUGCAUAGAUGACCACACACAGGUUGAAGAAGAGUCUAGAAGAACAAGAGAUGUUUAUAAAUAAAGAAUAUAAAAUUGUAAAAUGUAUUAAGUUAUUUGAACCUUGGUGAAUACCUGUAUAUUUGUGGUAAUAUUUUGUGUACGUUUGUGAAAUUGUUGCCAUAGCUUUCACUGCGAAAAAAAAAAAACAUAUUUAAAAAUAAACAAUUAAUAAAUAAAUGAAUUAGUCCACAUACUAGUGCACAGUUGUUGGUUUGUCAGCAGUACCUUUUUUGGAAGCACAUAUUUUAGGUACUCUUUAAUAAACCAUUCUAAUAUUGAGUACUGAUAUUAAAAUAAAUGUGUUUAAUCAUUG
Messenger RNA from Astyanax mexicanus (Mexican tetra), 3352 nucleotides. It is a transcript of the gene slc25a46, whose product is annotated as solute carrier family 25 member 46. Bases 209 to 1450 code for a protein of 413 amino acids. The record is from RefSeq and is a predicted model, not a curated record. Gene Ontology annotation, cellular component: mitochondrial outer membrane. The transcript is spliced from 8 exons. NCBI's taxonomy places the organism in Eukaryota, Metazoa, Chordata, Actinopteri, Characiformes, Acestrorhamphidae. Gene Ontology annotation, biological process: axon development; mitochondrial fission; mitochondrial membrane fission.